AUGAAAAAUAAAGUAAAUAAAUGUAAAUUAACAAUUUUAAAGCCUUAAUCGCUAAUUGCAAAAAUAGGAGAAACUGUUUCUUAUUCUUUAGCUAAUUUCGGAUUUUAACCGUACGGACAAACUAUUACUGGAACUAUAUAAAUUCCUUAUUAAAAAAAUAAUAAAGAUUAAAUAUCCGAUGGAUGUUAGGAAAUUUAAUCAAUUUCUAAUUAAGAAACAUAAGGAUUUUCAUAAUAGUCUAUAUAUUUAAUAUAAAGAGGAAACUGUUCGUUUGUUACUAAAGCGAAAAACGCUGAAUUAGCUGGAGUGGGAUUAUUAAUAAUAUAUGAUAAUUAUGAUAAUGAAUCUGAAUAAGAUAUUAUUUUAAUGGAUGAUCAUACUGGAAAACAUUUAGUUAUAAGUACCUUAUUUAUAAACAAAAGUAAUGGUGAAUAAAUCCAAAAUUUUAUUUUACAAAAUCCAAACUAAAAAGUUGAUAUAAAAGUAGAAUUUGAAUAACAUAAAGAAGCAAAUAAUAUAAAUGUUGUCUUUUGGAUGAGCUCUUUAGAUUAAGAUUCAUAUUAAUUUAUUAAAAAUUUUAAAAAACAUUACGAUGCAAUCUAAUUAGAGGGCUUUAAUAUCAAAUUCUAAGUACAUUUUGCACUCACAUAUGACAUUGAAUCAAGAGAAAAUUUCUAUAGUUUAACAAAAGAUAAUUGUGUCUCUAAUGGUAGAUAUUGCUCUCCUGAAUUGAAGGAUAAUGAUGAACUCACUAGUAGUGUUGUAUUAGAAGAUUUAAGAUAGAUUAUUAUUUCAAAGUUAUAUCCGAAAUUGUGGUGGGAUUAUGCAAUUGAUUUCGGAGAUGUAUGCUUAAAUUCUAAAAGUGCGAGAGAAUUAGAAAUAUGUUCUUAUAAAAGUAUGGAAAAUGUGGGAUUUAAGGAAGAAUAAAUAGAGGCAGUUAAAUUAUAAUUUGAAAAAUCAUUUAUUAAGUAAGGAUAUUAGCCUAUUAAUUAUGCUGUUAAUGAUAAUAAAAUUCUUAGUGCAGAACUAUUAACAUUCUUUGAAUUAGAAGUAGAUAUUUUCCCUGCACUUAUUGUCAAUUAAGAUUUCUUUAGAGGUGAUAUUACUGCUGAAGGACCUAUAUAUGAAUUUAUAUGUGACGCUUUUAUUGAUUAACCCUUAAAUUGUUUUAAUUCAUUCGAUAAAUAUGUAGAAUUUAAACAUGGUUUAUUUUUUUUAUUCUAAAUUAAAUAUAUUUUUUUUUAUAGAUUAUGAUUCUGAUUAAGCUUAAGAUUUCCAUUUAGGUUGGUAUAUUGUUAUUGGUGGAUCCUUACUUUUACUUAUGGCUACUAUUUUCUUUAUUUAUAAAAGAUUGAUGAAUUUGGAAAUAAAAUAAGAAAUUGGAUAGUAAGUUAAUACUGCUAUUAGUUAAUAUUUCUAAAUUAAUGAUAAUUCUUAAACAUAAAAAGGAAAAUCUGAUAAAUUAAAUAUGUUAUAAGAUAAUAUGAUGCUUUAAAAUCCGGACGAUUUAUAAAAUUAAGCUUGAAAACGAUUUAUUUAUUUUUACAAAGAAAUAUAUUUAAAAUAAAAUUAUCUCUUAUUUCCUUUAUUAUAUUUUCAUAU
Ichthyophthirius multifiliis is the source of this 1602-nucleotide messenger RNA. Its product is annotated as pa domain protein. The record is from RefSeq and is a predicted model, not a curated record. The transcript is spliced from 6 exons. NCBI's taxonomy places the organism in Eukaryota, Ciliophora, Oligohymenophorea, Hymenostomatida.